Messenger RNA from Darwinula stevensoni, 1343 nucleotides. The record is from the annotation of a GenBank genome assembly. NCBI's taxonomy places the organism in Eukaryota, Metazoa, Arthropoda, Ostracoda, Podocopida, Darwinulidae.
UGGAGUCGGAAAAGAAACAGUAAAAUAAAAUUGAUUUAAAGUAAAGAGGCACCUUCUCAAGAGAGGGAAUAUCUCAUCUAAGGAGGGUUACAUACUCUACAUCACUGAGAGCAUGGCAUCUGCCUGUGUCCCAUGUUGCGCGAUUUAUUGGCAAGGGCCUAUGUUGAAUUGAUAAAGGGAAUAAUCGUUUCACUGCUAAACCUUGAUCGAGGCUUUCACAUUGGCUGAAGGGCUAUAGAUGGAUGAUGAACGGAACAAGAAGGGAAAAUGAAUGCACGCUCUCAAAUCUUUGAAUUUGCAGGGGAAUUGCGUCAGGCAGAGGAGAUCACAGCUGCCCUCUUCCAUACACUCCUAUUCCACAGAUCUUUGGGAAAGUUUCACUACAAGCAAGAAGGAAGCUAUUCUGUUGGAACUGUUGGUUUCAAGGAUGUUGAUUGUGAUUUCAUCGAUGUCACCUAUGUACAGUGUGAUUCAGAAGCACUUGACCAUGUCCUCAGGAGUCGUAUAGUUGCCUUCAUUGAAUCCCUUCAAGCAGGAGAAUGUGGGAGUGGAGAAAUAUCAUUGGAAUUCUUUCAGAAAAAACGCCAACGAUGGCUCCUCCCCCCUGAUUCAAUUCCUUGGGAGGUCUGGAUGCUCAAGUUUCAGAUACUGCAUUAUGCAAAUGAACAAGAACGGCAGAUGUCAAGGGAGGAACUUGGAGAGUUGGUUGGAGAGAAGGUGCGCCACGUAGCAGCAUCUCUUAAUCGCCAGGAGUACGUCCCAAAGAUGCCCAACCACAGUGAACUGGACCUGAUUUUUGACACAAGUUUCCCUGACAUCCAACCUUAUCUUUUUAAGAUUAAUCAUCAAGAGGGAAAAGCUGCUGUGACUGGAGCUUCAAAUGUUGGAAGUGCAAUGAAGAAACUGUUUCGUGACACACUCACUUUGUGAUAGGAAAGUUCUUUGCUUCACUUCCAAGUUCCCUAUUUGUUGCUCUGAAUAUCUCAAUAUACUCUACCAUCUGCUAUUUUUGCAUCCCAGAAUAUCAUGCUGAGAAGAUUUUAUUCUCUAAGUUUUGGGUCUGCAUUAAUGCUCACAUCAUACCUUGUGCAUGUAAGCAUCAAGCAUUUUUGCCAAUGUGAAGUACAAAAUUUCCUAGUGCAUGUUUCUAAGCACCUUAAUCGUGUACCUCUGCAGGAUAAUUGUGGUAACCAAUUGUAAUGAAAACAGUUUUUGUAAGGCAUAAACAAGUACUGUACCCAAAGCAGAUAUGCAACAUAUUAGCCCAAGCAAUGUGUUGAAGAGAUGAAAACUCCAAAAAGUGCCAAUAAAUGCUUCAUAUUCUAAGCCUCAAAAUACAGCUG